GUUGCCACAACGGUCUUCGGAUUUCUGUUCUAUUCGCUGACGGUGAUGGCAUGUUUGAUAUCUCCCUCCUGUCCAUUCCAGACGCCGAUAUCGACGAUAUUGCGCAUGCUACGCAUCGACAGAGUUUUACUCCUGAUAUUUAGACCAGCCUCCAGGCAUUUCCAGCAGCUCACGACUUCAGUGCGUGGUGUGCUGCAACGACUGGUUGGGACCCUCGGAUCGAGAUGGACCUGGUUGUCUGAAGCAUUGAGAGGCCAUGUACGUGCGGUCGGCGCAUUUGCACGGCGAUAUCUUCCACGGGCGUUCGCCACGCUUCGUGACGGGCUGCGAUUCUUUGUUCCACGGUCUUCUACAAAUGUUGUAGACUCGGAAGCACAAUCGCUCGACCAGAAUCAAGAUGUUGUGGCAGAGAACACAUCCGUCCUUGAAGUUGACCUUGACCUCCCUCACGUACCCACCAGCGAUCUCGACGCACCUAGCAUCAAGUGGUUGCUCGAGACAUCUACGGACCCUGAAGUGUUUCUCGCUGCUGCCAGUAUUGUUCCGCAGGUCGAAUGGCCUCUGGAUCUUGACGUCUCAGAUAUGCUGCCUCAGCUGUAUGAUAUUUUCAUGAGCUGCGUCGACACUCAGAGGAAAAUCAUACCGUCGUUGAAGGAGAAGGCCUCGGCAUGUACAUUGGCUCUAAGUCAUCUAUACUGCGGCCGUGUUCUUCAGGCACAUCCUGGCCGUGGUGAAUUCCUCCGCCCUGAGGGGGGAAGAGACUUCAUCUGGUUUCAUUUCAUGAUGCAGCCGGGCACGUGUACAGCCGACAACACGGUGCUCGGCACGACUGGAAAUAUUUGUCUUAUGGAAGAUUCGGAGACCGUGUUUGUUCCAUUUCCUGUUGGGUUGCAGGCUUGUCCCGAUUCCGUCCCGGAGUGGCUGUCACAUGUUCUUCCGUAUCACUUUAUUACUGGGAGAGCGAAUGAAGGAGGAGAAAAACUCGCCAUAACAGUGAUAUCCAAAUUGCUAUGCUCUCCAUCAUCUCCUUCGACUCAAAUCAUUGCCAAUUGCACUCUUCUUGCUUGCGUCAUGGUCGGGGUUCAGAUUGACAAGAAGGACAUAAUUCGUGUUGACAAAAGUUCUGCUCUGGAGCAACUCGCGGAGACUCUUUUGACGCAGUUCCAAAAGGCUCUCUGGGCAUGCGAUGGAGGCAAUAUCAACGGUGACAACACAGCAGCAGCACGCCGAGCAUGGAAGCUCCUCGACGUCAUCUGUCGCAUUCUCGAGCUUGCUGGAUAUUAUCCACCUUCAUUCCAUACGAUGCGGAACCUGGAGGCGUGCAGGAAGGUUUAUUCACGGGCGAGGUCAUCCGAACAAAGUGAUCCCUCUGCUUUGUUGGCAGCUCUACGAAAGGUACUGCACUUCACGUUCGCUGCUGCCAGGGUGCCUCGGGACCCUGACCUGCUGUGGUAUGCCGAGUUUUUGCAAGGAGAUUCCCACUCGCCAGACGACUCCGACUGGCUGGUGGACUACCUCGACUACAUUUACAUUGAUUCCGGCGACCACGAGACAAUAUAUGACGUUCUUUUGCUACUGGGUGGUAUAACAGUGCGCUGCAGCCCGGCCAAACAACAUGUGUUCAUCGAGAGGCUCAUCGCCUGCAUGGACAGUAACAUGCCUGACCAUAUACGCCACGCUGCUCUUCACACUGCUUACAGUUUCCGAGAAGACAUGGCCUCGAUCGACGCCAUGGAUGAUGCGAUGCGGGACGCGGUUUUGACCAAGCUCUCCCCCGCUAUUUUGUCCGUGGUUUAUACGCCACCCAGUCCAACACCCGCCAAUGAUGACCCUCACCACUCUUUCAACAAUCCCCGUGACCUGUGCUAUCUCAAACUGGUCUUUGCCCUUGCGGGGAAUUCCGAUUGGCACCCCCAUUUGUGUCGGGAUCACCAUAUAGAUCAGUGCAUUAGCUUGAUUGCAGAGUACUGCAAACCAGACGAUGAACAUCCCUUUUACAUAGCUGGUAUCCUCCUCCGAAUCGCAUCUGAAAAGACGGCGGUUACACCACUCGAUUCUUUCACAGAGCAGCAGUGGUGGGACGUGAUGAGAAGCGCAUGGUCCCUACAUUAUUCCUUGAUCCUGGACGACCGCUAUUUCGAGUUUCUCCCCAUCCUUGUGGAAGGCACAAAGAGGUAUAUGCAGAUUGCUUCAAAAUCUGAUCUCCCACAGUUCAUUGGAAAAGUGGACGAUGUUCUCAACAUACUGGAGAGGAGACAGAUGAGACGGAUAAGAGGUUUAGCGCAGGCGCCGCAGGGAGAGGGGGUCGCUAUUGCGGCUGUGAAGGACUUGAGGACUGUAGCCAGGGACACGCUUGAGAGGUUUGUGUUGGAACGGGCAGGACUGCAAGGGAACCAAGGCCAAACCUCUGUAGCAGGAGGCGACGGCUCUGUCUAUGCAGGACCGACUACAACAUGCAGUAGCGACUACCUACGAGCCAGGACUCCAGCCACUGCGCCAGGACCCCCGGCACUCCCACGGAGGACCUGUGCCAGAUCUCACCGCUCCAGUGUGGGAGGGGAUUAGUCUAUCAAUGUUUGAAUAUGGCACAGAAGAAUAUCACCCGUCCCAACCUUAAAUUACAGUCGUUCGGUUUACAUUAUGGUACUCCCUAGACAUUAUUCUAAUCACGCCCUCCGUUGUGUUUGAGUUUGAAGGCAAAGCUGACCAACACUGGCAGGUAGAAUCAAUCGAAGCGAUGAAACGCUUUGAAGCAGAAUCCAGAUUCACUGGGCCCCAUUGACCGCUCCAUAACGCGCACAAUCUCAAAUGCUAUUAGCAUCGGCAUGCUAGCUAAUAAGUAUCCAACUAGCCUCCAAUGUAUGCAUCA
Molecule: messenger RNA, 2869 nt
Organism: Suillus clintonianus
Lineage: Eukaryota; Fungi; Basidiomycota; Agaricomycetes; Boletales; Suillaceae
Exons: 6
Coding region: 46-2565 (839 amino acids)
Source: RefSeq, a predicted model, not a curated record